This is a messenger RNA of Symbiodinium sp. CCMP2456, 1035 nucleotides long. The record is from the annotation of a GenBank genome assembly. Lineage: Eukaryota; Dinophyceae; Suessiales; Symbiodiniaceae.
AUGGACUGCUUGGCUGCGGCUGUCCAAUGGCUUUGCGAAUUCGACUUCGCUUCACCCCCAGUGCCAGCGAGGCCUGAGGAGGUGUUCGAUUACGCCCCCGACGUCGAGGAAAAGCCCCCGACGGAGUUCGGCCCUUUCCAGGGGGCGCGUUGGCAGAGAGAAGAGAUGCUAUCGCCAACGAGCUUUUCCUCGGAGGAGACGCAGGACUGCUUGGAAAUCGGCGAUUCAGCGCAAAAGAUCCACAGCUCUCCAGGCAAGCCCAAGCUGCAAAAGUCAACGAGCUUUGCCUUGGAGGAGACGCAGGUCCUAUCCCGGGAAGAGCUUCAGCCGUUCGAUGUCUCCUGGAAGGUGCCAACGAGCCCUUCUUCAACUGGCGACGAGUCGGACAUGGAAGAUGAGGACCCAAGUGAAGAGAGUUCAUUGCUACGAGAUGAACACCGCACUGCAGAUGAUCUUAGGCAGCUCCCUUGGGGGUUCGCUGUAUCUGGGCAGUGGCCAAAGAGCCCUGCCCCUGCAGAGGAAGCUGACAUGGAUCAGGUCUGUGGCACGGAUGUGGUUUUGAACAUCUACGAUGUGACACAGUCAACGGGUGUGCAAUGGAUCAACACCUUGUUCGCCCACAGGCAUGGCCUGAUCCAGCUCUUCGGGCUCUUCCAUGUUGGGGUGCAACUGGGAGAUGAGGAGUGGGCUUUUGGAGCUGCUCCGGCUGGAAGCGGCGUGUGCCGCCACCAGCCCCGCGGCGCGGAGCAGCACCACUUCAACCGGAGCCUGGUUGUGGGCUCAACGAUGCUCUCCAAGCACGAGCUGGAUGUGCUUUACAGACGCCUCGAGCGCCAGUGGCGUGGGCCGGAUUACCAUCCGCUGCAUAACAACUGUAUAGACUUUGCCCAACAGGUCUGUGGACUUUUGAAAGUCGCAGACGUUCCUGCGUGGCUGAACCGACCCGCGAAGUUGGGCUCUUGGGUCGCAGGCUCUCGGCCCGCACAGGCCUUCGUCCCUGCUCCGGAGCCACCGAAGAGAUCUCAGUACUUGUGA